CAUCGGACCAUCACCGGCACUUGUAAACUCUCGAGUCUUACGAGCCCUGCUGGUUCGUCGUAUUUCGUCCUCUCUAACUCCCGCCCAAAAAUCUUCGGGUUAUUCAGAUUCAGCCAUUGAAACAACCUUGAGAAGAGUUUGAAAGAUGAGCAAAGUCGAGGUUGAAGAAGACAUGGAAGGAGAUCGCAUCCCAACUAACGAUUACUACUUCGAGAGAAUCGGCCAACCUAUCAGUAUCAAAGAGGAUGAUGCUCAAUUCGAUCUCGAUAACCCUCCGUCACAGCCUCUCGCUAUCUCCGAACGCCACGGCCUCGUUUUCGUGGCACACUCCUCCGGGUUUUUCGUUGGGAGGACUAAGGAUGUAAUUUCUGCAUCGAAGAAGAGUGUCGGGAAAGGUGAUAAGGUUUAUAUCCAGGAUUUGAGCCUCGUGGAUGUACCUGUUGGAGACGUUCGUAUCUUGUCUCUCUCAGCGGAUGAUUCGAUUCUUGCUGUCUCCGUCGCUGCUGAUAUUCAUUUCUUCUCUGUCGAUUCACUUCUUAAGAAGGAUGCAAAACCUUCUUUUUCUUAUUCACCUGAUCAUGAGUCAGGCUUUGUUAAGGAUUUUCGGUGGACAAGGAAACAGAAGCAUUCAUAUCUUGUUCUUUCUAGUUCUGGGAAGCUCUUUCAUGGAAUUGACAAUGCACCCCCUAAACGUGUUAUGGAUGGUGUUGACGCGGUUGAAUGGAGUUCGAAAGGGAGUUAUAUUGCUGUAGCCCAAGAAAAAAGCCUGCGGAUUUUUUCAUCAAAAUUCAAUGAGAAACGGUGCAUAGCACUAUCGUUUGACGCCUGUAUUGGCGAUUCUGAUGAAGCCUGUUUAGUCAAAGUUGAUACUAUCAGAUGGGUACGCAACAACUGUAUUCUUCUUGGAUGCUUUCAGCUGAUUGAUGGCAGGGAAGAAAACUACUUUGUUCAGGUUAUCAGGAGUCCAGAUGGGAAGAUUUCUGAUGAUUCGUCCAAUUUGGUUGCUUUAUCCUUCUCCGAUUUGUUUCCAUGUUCUAUGGAUGAUCUUGUUCCGGUUGGUGUUGGACCUCAUUUGCUCUUUAGCUACAUAGACCAAUGCAAACUGGCGAUCACCGCAAACAGAAAGAGCAUAGAUGAGCAUAUUGUUGUACUUGAUUGGUCACCUGGUGAUAACAAAACUGCAGUCUCUGUUGUUGAUAUUGAUCGAGAGACCUUUUUGCCAAGGAUUGGGCUCCAAGAGAAUGGCGAAGACAAUAUGAUUAUGGGACUCUGUAUCGAUACGGUUUCUGUGGAGGGAACUGUUAAUGUCCGUUCUGGAGAUGAUGAACUUAAAGAACUCCCGCCAUAUUUUGUUCUUGUGUGCCUCACUUUGGAAGGAAAACUGAUCAUGUUUAAUGUUGCUAGUGUUGCAAGACCCCCAGCUUCAUCUCAUGUUGAUUUGGUCUCUUCUUCUGAUACAGAAGAUGCAUAUACCCCUUCGGUUGAAGAUGAUCUUUCUAAACAAUCUUCUGAAGAGCCUGAACAACAUCAAAAGUCGAGUUUUUCAGUACAAAAUGAACAGAAACGCCUCAUCUCAGAGGAGUUCGCUAUCGAAGAAAGGUUCCCAAACGAUAACAUAUUUAGUAAGGAAUUUGAGUCUGUAAAAAGUUCAGUGUCUGGGGACAAGAACAAGAAGCAAGAAACAUAUGAUGAAACACCGUUAAAGGUUGAAGAUGGUCAACAAAGCAUGAUUCCUAGGCAGUUCGGAUCAAGUUUUGGGCAACCACCUUUGCCCUUAGGAUAUGACACCAAUAAAUUUGCAGGAUUCGGUCCUGUCAGCCGUGUUCCUGAAAAGCUUCAAAAUGAAAUAUCUGCGCAGUCUAAGUCUCUGCAUUUACUGGCCAAUGUUGAGUCAAAGAGUAAACCAGCUUUAUUUGGAUCUCCUGGCCUGCAAAACACUUUUUUUCAGUCACCACAAAACUCACCAUCUCAGCCAUGGUCAAGUGGGAAAGGCAUCUCACCGCCAAAUUUUUUACCCAGUCCCUUUCCUUCUGUGAAAGAUACUCAGCAUAAGCAAUCUGUACAGUCUGGAACCGGUAUUGUGAAUCCUCCUAUGAGCAUCACCGAGAAACCUGUACAAGUCAUUGAGACUGGAAGAGCAUCAGCUCUGAGCAAUUUUAGUCCUCCGCUAGGCCAAAAUCGGGACGCUAAUGAAGAAAUAGAGAAAAUUGAGCCAGUACCUUCUAUCCGUGCCUCUCAAUUGUCACAACAGGUGAAAUCUUCAUUCGAAAAAUCCGCUAGUAAUCAGCAGCACAAAACUCCGCUCAGUACUGGACCUCUGAGACUCGACCAUAACAUGUCAAAGCAACCCAGUAAUAUAAAUGAGAUGGCCAGAGAUAUGGAUACGCUUUUGCAGUCCAUUGAAGGACCGGGGGGUUUCAAAGAUUCUUGUGCUUUUUUACUUGAGAGCGAGGUUGAAGAACUGGAGCAAGGACUUGAAAAUCUUGCUGGCAAGUGCCAAACGUGGAAGAGCACUAUUCACGAGCAGCAAGCAGAGAUCCAACAUCUUCUUGACAAAACAAUUCAAGUUUUGGCAAAAACGACAUACAUGGAAGGUAUGUAUGAGCAAACUGCUGAUAACCAGUACUGGCAACUUUGGAACCGUCAGAAGUUGAAUCCUGAGCUUGAGGCCAAGCGGCAGCAUAUUAUGAAACUAAAUAAGGAUUUGACCCAUCAACUGAUUGAACUAGAGAGAUAUUUUAAUCGGCUUGAACUUGAUCGCUACCAUGAGGAUGGUGGGCUAACUGUGGCACGAAGAGGCGUGCCAACUAGAUCUGCUCCUUCCAGACGUGUGCAAUCCCUUCACAGCCUUCAUAAUACAAUGUGUUCCCAAUUGGCAGCUGCUGAGCAACUCUCUGAGUGUCUCUCAAAACAAAUGACACUUUUGAAAAUCGAUUCACCUGUAAAAAAGAAUGUGAAGCAGGAAUUGUUUGAGACAAUUGGGAUCCCUUAUGAUGCUUCUUUCAGUUCACCAGAUGCGGUAAAAGCUAAAAAUUCAGGAAAAAACUUAUUACUCUCUUCUAUUCCUGCAAGUAUAAAUGCAAAGUCAAGACAACGCCAAUCAUCUGCUAUGAAAAGUUCUGAGCCUGAAACUGCCAGGAGGAGAAGAGAAUCACUAGACAGGAAUUGGGCUGCUUUUGAGCCUCCAAAAACAACUGUCAAAAGGAUGCUUCUGCAGGAGCAACAGAAAACUGGUAUGAACAACCACACUGUCUUGAGUGACAGACUACGGUCUGCGAAUAAUUUACAAAAGCAAUCACUGCUUCGCCUGAAAGAUCAUGCAUCACCUGUAGUCUCCUCGAAUAAGGGUAUUAUGGAGUCAUUCCAACAAGACACAUCUGAAGCUCAAUCAACCCCAUUUAAAACGAGGCCACCUAUGCCACAAUCCAACAGUCCCUUUACCAUCUCUCCAAUCUCUGCAUCCAAACCAAGUUUUAAUUGGUCUGGAAAUAAUUCUAGCAGUACAACUUCUUAUACUGAGGAUGCCCCACUGAAGAGUAAGGAUACAAGGCAAGUUUUACAACCAGGAGCAUCAAAUUUUCCUCUGAAACUACCAGUAGCCUCGACUGUAUUUGAACAGACAGAAAACAAGGCUGGAGAAUUCAAAUUUUCUGAAGCUAAGGCCAAUGCGUUUGUUGAAACAGCUGCUGGAAGUGCGCAGCGGCUUUCUACCACAUCAUCCGGAUCUGAUUUUGAAUCAAACAAAGGUCUUGACACUCAGCUUUUACCGACGUUUACUGGUGCCGGUGCAUCUAGUUUCCCUUCAAAAUCUUUGUUUGGUUUCAAAACCAGUGGCAGUAUCCCUGGUGAUAAAGUUACUUUUCCUGCUGAAACAGUAUCAGUUUCUUCUUUACCUUUGUCUAGUACAUCACUUGAUUCCGUUUCCACCUUUUCUACACCAUCAUCACCUCUAGUGUCAUCCUCUACACAAGAUUUAGUUCCAGCACCUAUUCCCAUCAGCUCAAAACCAGCACCACAGACGUUUACGGUCACGUCUACAUCUACAGUUUCAGCUACGGAUUUCAGUGUUCCAUUUGGUAAAUCGUUGACCAGUGCCAAUGUAGAUCUCAAUCAAGCAGCUACAUCAACACUUUCUCCAUCACCUGGCCCAACAACUGGUUUCUCUUUUAAAUUACCAGCUUUGUCUACAUCGUCCCCUGAAAUCGUCUCAUCCUCAAUAGGCCAAUCUUCAUUAUUUCCUCCAUCUUCUACAGCAUCGCAAGUGUCAUCUAAUCUGGUAUCUGCAAGCAACUUUCUGUCCGAUAGUAAUCGUUUGCUUUCAUCAACUUCCUCAUCUUCGACUCCCCUUAGUACCUCAACCGCUCCUAAUGCGUUUCAGUCUCCUCAAGUUUCCACCCCGUCUUCUGUCGCAUCCAUUAUAGAGCCAGUCUCAGAAUCUAAGCCAGAGGCUCAAAGUUCUUCAAUUCUAAAAACGGAAAGUACUGUUGAUUCUGUAGCAAAUGCAACAAAAACACAGAUCGAGCCGCUACCGGUGAAAAGUGAGACUUCAAACACAGAGACUACUGUAACCCCUGGCAGUUCAUCUGGGUUUUUGUCUGGAUUUUCAUCAGGAACACAGUCUAGUUUUGCAAACAUGGCGCCUCCUUCAUUCAGUUGGCCAGGUAGUUCUCAGCCACAACAGCUAUCGACUACACCUGCCCCUUUCCCUGCGUCCUCACCAACUUCUGCAAGUCUAUUUGUCGAGAAAAAAGAUAUUGUAGAUACACAGGAAGAUGAAAUGGACGAAGAAGCUCCAGAGGCUAGCCAGACAACUGAACUUAGUAUGGGAAGUUUUGGAGGUUUCGGACUUGGGUCAACUCCAAACCCGGCUGCCCCCAAAGCCAAUCCAUUUGGUGGUCCCUUUGGUAAUGCUACAACGACAAGUACUCCAUUCAAUAUGACAGUCCCUAGUGGCGAGCUAUUCAAGCCUGCAUCGUUCAAUUUCCAAAAUCCUCAACCAUCUCAACCAGCAGGGUUUGGUGCGUUUUCUGUAACACCUUCUCAGACACCUGCUCAGAGCGGAUUUGGCCAACCGUCACAGAUUGGUGGGGGACAGCAAGCUCUGGGGUCGGUUCUUGGCUCCUUUGGGCAGUCGAGACAAAUUGGUGCUGGUCUCCCAGGAGCUACGUUUGGUUCUCCUUCUGGAUUUGGUGGCUCUAACCCAGGAAGCAGUCUGCCAAAUGCACCAGCAUCCGGUGGUUUUGCUGCUGCUGGUUCUAGUUCCACAGGAGGCUUUGCGGGAAUGGCUUCAGCUGGUAGAGGCUUUGCUGGUGCUUCUUCUACUCCUACUGGUGGCUUUGCGGCCUUAGCUUCAGGUAGUGGAGGCUUUGCUGGUGCAGCUCCAGGAGGAGGAGGCGGUGGAUUUGGUGGACUUGGUUCAGGCUCUGGAGGUUUUGGAGGUUUUGCUCCUCAGAGUAGUGGAGGUUUCGCAAGUGCAGCAGGAGGUGGUGGUUUUGGUGGUUUUGGCGGCCAAGCCCAAGGUCAAAGCGGUGGUGGUGGGUUCUCAGCCUUUGGUGGGAACUCAGGGGCAACAGGAAAUCCAUCGGAACUCUUUACACAGAUGAGAAAAUGAUCUCUAGCCUUAGACUUACGCUUGUGUCUAGAAAUUUUGGUCUUCCACCUUAGACUAUCUCUAGUCUUAUGAUCCGAUAAAUAUAUUAUUGUGUGUUGUCUUGUUUGUGUGCAUUAAAAAUGGAUUAAAAGUCAA
This is a messenger RNA of Capsella rubella, 5746 nucleotides long. RefSeq names its product nuclear pore complex protein NUP214. NCBI's taxonomy places the organism in Eukaryota, Viridiplantae, Streptophyta, Magnoliopsida, Brassicales, Brassicaceae. Gene Ontology annotation, molecular function: protein binding; structural constituent of nuclear pore. Gene Ontology annotation, biological process: RNA export from nucleus. The transcript is spliced from 18 exons. The coding region runs from base 146 to 5611 and encodes 1821 amino acids. The record is from RefSeq and is a predicted model, not a curated record.